Pelmatolapia mariae (spotted tilapia) is the source of this 7191-nucleotide messenger RNA. RefSeq names its product glucose-fructose oxidoreductase domain containing 2 (gene gfod2). Gene Ontology annotation, molecular function: nucleotide binding. The transcript has 3 exons. The record is from RefSeq and is a predicted model, not a curated record. The coding region runs from base 2663 to 3811 and encodes 382 amino acids. NCBI's taxonomy places the organism in Eukaryota, Metazoa, Chordata, Actinopteri, Cichliformes, Cichlidae.
UACACACUGUAAAUCUGUAGCAGCCAAAUAAACCUUAUACCGUAUUCAUCCAAGAUCAUUUCACAAAGUAAAAACCAAAGUUUAAAAGUAUUUUUAAAAAUAAAUUGUAUUUGAAAAAGCUGAGGCAAAAGAAUGUAAACCAAAGUCACCCCUGCCAACAGCAGCAUUAAACAUGAGCGCUCACACACACCUCUACAAGUUUAAAGUCCCGUGUGUUGCUCAUGGUGCCAACAGAUGAACUGAGAGUUAACAAUGGGUUCUUAUCAGGGAAAAAAGAUACAUUUAAAAUGGUAUCUGCGUUGCAAUAAGCAAGGUCCUGCUAUUAUACUUGCAUCAGGGCACUUCUCUGGUUAUUUGAAACAUAUGUUACUGGCCCUCCAUUCAAAAACAAACAAAAAUCACUAUUGAUUCUCCACGAACAAAUAUUGAAUAUAUAUUUGAGUUUGUUUCUGUGAAAUCUGUGCAAUUGUAACUAAUACUGUCAAAUAAAAUUAACCAGAAUAAAUUAUCGAAAUACAUUUAACCGGAGACAUUAUAUGAGAGGGAUGUCACUAAAGUAACUGAAAUACAAGGGAAAACACUGCAAUAGCAAACGUGGUAGAAUUAGGCUAUAACUUUCAGAGAGUUUUAAGAGAGUUUUUAACCGUUUAAACCUUAAUUUCGUCUCAAAGCCAGCAAAUUAUUUUGUGGAUAUAUUUAGAUUGGACUGGUAGCUACGCCUUGAGUUUUGGUAAUGGUUUAAAAUAACAAGUCAGAUAACUGCUUUGGGGUAGGCCUAUUUCAAGACGACUGCCCACUUGCAAGAAGCUUUGAGGCAACUGUUGUUGCGAUUUACAUAAAACUGAAUUGAAAAUUUUUAGAUUAAACGAGUGAAACUAGUCGACGUACUGAGGGAUUUGUACAGGUAGCGCACUGAAUCAUGGGAAAACUAUUGAAACUUCAAGUAAUGCCUUAACAGCAAGGGCACAUAUUUUAUUCGUAAGACGUAUUAAUACAUUAAUUAAAAAAAUAUCUUUAAAAGCAAGGUUUUGUGAAACUUUUAGUAUCUUUGUGUUUAAACGUAACGUGUUUCCUAUGUGUCCCCCGUGUUGAUUUUCCGCCGGUGACCUAUCUUCACCGCUUUAGUAUGUCCGGUUCCCGUCACAGUAUUGCUGUUGCUGCUGAAGUUACCAUUAGCAACUGGGCAGCGCCCGGCUCGACACCUUCCGACGUCGCUGAUGUUGUGCUGCCAAAUACAGUAGGUCGUUAACGUUUCCUUACUUUUCACUUGGGAUUUGUUUUAAAUAAUACCCGUUUGUAGAUACUUUAACGCUAAACAGUGAGCCCGAGAAGUAUCUGCGUUUACUGGGAGUUUUAUGUGCACGCUCUGCGGUUGUCUGGCCAGCUAGCUGAACGUGCUAGCUAACGUUAUCAAUAACCUGACUGUUUAGCUAGCUCACUGUGUGUGUGUGUAGGUGUGUGUGCACUUGUAGCAGUACGCGUGUUUGAAACGAAGACGUGGCCACUUUGAGGAAGUUUGCAGUGUUUUAUGACAUAUGGCUGAUCCCGAGCUACUACUUCUGAUUCAGAAAGCGACGUGUCCGUGUGUCAUGCCUUUGAUAUCUCAUCUGUCUAGCUGACUCGGCACGGCUCAGUUGCCAGUGUUGUCGGUGUGUGAGAGACUUCAGCUGCAUUCAGCUGCUUUAGCCUGGCGCGGAUGCGGUUUAAACCAGAGAAGGUUCCCAAAGGUGGCACAGGUAAUGCAGGUGCAGGGGCACGCAGACUUUCCUCCGUCACCCUUCUGUUGUACAGUCAUAAUGGCCACAGGGAGAGUCAGCAAGUAGGCCUGCUCAUUGUUCACCUAUAUAGCACUGUGCUAAAUAUGGACCCACCCCGCAUUUCUUUAUAUUUUGCUAGGAAAACGGAAAAUAGGUACAGCAAUUUAUGGAGUGAGAGAAGUUCACACCUGAGCCAAAGCUGCUGUUCUGCUGUUUCUCCUCUCAGCAUAUUCCUUUCCUUUUCCCCCCUUACUUCUCCCUAAGAGUCCACAUUCAGUCCCCAAAGACUGUAGUCUUUGUAGUGGUACAUUUAGUUCAUUUAAUGUUUAUAAAUCAGUUUCACUUUUUACUUUGAAUUAUAAUUAAAGUUUUUGGAAAACCUCUGAAUUAAAAGGAUAUAUUUUUUGUGUUUUUGUGUAUGUUUUUCAGCUUAGUUGAUUUUUAUGCAUAUGUAUUUAAUGUGGAUAUGGCCUGCUAUUUAAAUCAGUCACCAGUCUAUUAUCAUUCCAGAUCAGGAAAACAAGGGAGUAAACUCAUACUGGUUCAGGUGAUUUAUAACUUUCAGAACAACAUCAAGUGAGCGAUAAAUGAUUAGAUUGUUCUGGCUGCUGGUUUUUAUGUUUAGCCUGGUUGAAAGACAAAAGAUGACAUUGACAUUCAGUGGGUGUGAACGAGGAAAGGCAUGUUAAGUAUGUGGCAGGACAUGGCGUGAGAGCCUGUCACAGAGGUCUGAUAAGAAAAACUGGGCUGAACUUUCACGAGACCUGCAGAUACAGUCAAUAAAGCUGGGAUAAAUGGGCUAACUCAACAGCACAGGCCUUGAAAAGCUAGUGGAUGAUUUGCUGUUGAGGUGCUGGAGUGACUGGCGAUGGUUCACACAUAGGGUCCCACCGAGCAGCUCUACCAUGCUGCCGGGAGUCGGUGUAUUUGGCACGGGGAGUACGGCCCGAGUGCUGGUCCCACUGCUAAAAGCAGAAGGCUUUGAGGUUCAUGCACUGUGGGGGCGAAGCGAAGAGGAAGCAUGCUGCUUGGCAAAGGAGCUCGGCAUCCCGUUUCACACCAGCCGAUCUGACGACGUCCUGCUGCAUCAAGAUGUUGACCUUGUCUGCAUCUAUAUUCCACCAUCCAUGACAAGGCAGAUAGCAGUCAAGGCACUGGGUAUCGGUAAGAAUGUCGUGUGUGAGAAAGCUGCAACUGCUGUGGAUUCAUUCAAGAUGGUCACUGCAGCCAGAUACUACCCACAGCUGCUCAGCAUUAUGGGUAACACCCUGCGCUUCCUGCCAGCUUUUGUUGCAAUGCGCCAGCUGCUGGUGGAGGGAUAUGUGGGCGAACUGCAGGUGUGUGAUGUCCGAGUCUAUGGUCCGAGCCUGCUGGACCAGUCGUACGGCUGGACCUGCGAGGAGCUGAUGGGAGGAGGCGGUCUUCACACUGUUGGCUCCGCCAUCAUUGACCUUUUGAGUUACCUGUCUGGCACUCGGGCACACCGCGUGCAUGGUUUACUGCGGACCUUCGUGCAGCAAAACGGUUUGAUCCGAGGGAUACGCCGCGUCACCAGCGACGACUUCUGUUUCUUCCAAAUGUUGAUGGGUGGGACAGGGUCCAGUAGCGUGUGCUGCACUGUGACCCUAAACUUCAACAUGCCGGGGUCGUUUGUACAUGAGGUUAUGGUAGUUGGAUCCACUGGGAGAUUAAUUGCCAGAGGGACAGAACUGUAUGGGCAACGCAACGGGAGUAAAAGUGAGGAGCUGUUGGUAGGCGACAACGGCUGGGUGGGACCAGAGGUAAAAGAAAUGCCCCUGCCUCUCCUGCAGGGCCUGAGCUCCAUGGUGAAGGCGCUGAGGCAGUCUUUUCAGGCUAAGGAGGAGCGCCGGUGUUGGGCACGGGGACCAGUUGCCACUGCACCAACAUUUGAGGACGGUCUGUACGUGCAGACGGUGGUGGAGGCGGUGAAGCGGUCCAGCAGCAGCGGAGAAUGGGAGUGUGUUGAGAUCAUGAGUCAUGAACCUGAUCCAAACCAGAACCUGUGUGAGGCUCUCAAGAGAAACAAAAACUAGAUCUGUUAAUUCACCCAGUGCGACUACUGCAUGUCUGACAAAACGGAGCUCUGAAUGUUUCAAGUCCACUGCUUCGACCUUUUAUGUGACACAUGACUACUUGGCUUUUUUUUUUUUUUUUUUAACACUCUUGUCACAAUUUGAACAUAAUUUUUUUUUAUUUGACUGUGUUGUGAAUGCUUGAACCCUCACAGAUGUGAUUUGUUUGUACACUAAAUUUGUAAACCACAGCUCUAUUAUUCUGAUUCUCAACAGAAAACAUUACCAUAGCUGUAAAGCUCAUUUAAACGUGUUAAAAGCUCCCUGUGCCCCACCGGCAGUCACCUUACGCUGCCUUUAUUCUCAUUCUUAGCUUGAAGUUGCGGAGUCAUGAUUUCAGAUUUUCGGCUAAAAAAGGAUCUAGACCUAUAUUAGUUGUUAGCCAAUAGUAGAUUUUAAUUUUAAAAAAUGGUUUGAGGUUGUUGGGGUUUUUUUGUUGUUGUUGUUUUUCUCAACUUAUGAGCAGUUUCUUUUGAUUUAUUAAUAUAGAAAGAAAACAAUUAUGAAGUCUGAAUAAGUGCAUUACCCCUGAACAUCCCUUUUUUUCUGGUUAUUGUUUUUAAUAUUUUUUUGUUGUUGUUGUUUUUUCUUUUAAAGUUUGGGUAUCACCAGAGAGUUUGAGCUGAGUCUAAUAUUUCCAUGACCACCGGCUGGCUCGCUGUCUAAUAAACCAUGCGCCAGCAGAAACAGUUCAUUGAACCCUGCAAGAAGUCAGUGGUUUCAGGACUGAUUGAAAAGAGUGUCUCAGUCAUAUUUGAGUUUGUUUUGGCCCGCUGAUAACGUGAGAGGGAUUAAUGGGUACAGUAUGCCUAUUUUAUCUGAAUUAAUAGUCUCAGCUUGUAUAUACACCCUUUUUGAUGGUACAGCAGAGUUUUAGGAUUCAUAGAUAGUUAUUUUGUUGAGCCUUCAGCUCUGGGUCAAGGAUCCUUUCCCCCACUUUGCAAAUCCUGGUCUGUAAGUUUCAGCAUAUUGGUUGCAGUUCACCAGCUGGCGCCUGUGCUAAAAGUUUUGUACUGUAGCUACAGAAAGAUUUGUUCACUCACCAUUUUUCAGGUGAUUAAUGAUGCUGUGUAUUACUAUAGGGUAUAGGGAAACUGGAACACCAUGUGAUUCUCUACUGUAGAUAAAAUUUAGACUUUAAUAUGUUUGAAUGGAAAUAUAUUGGUGUUAAUGUACACUAACAGCACCUUUUUAUAAAAGAGGGAGUGUUUACCUCAGCCAUGACUGUGACCAUCACAGCAGCCGGGUGAUUUGACUAACAAAUGACCCGUUGUGAUUCUGAUAGAACUCAAAUUAGAGCAAGUAUAAUGGAGCUGUGUUCAGUUUACUUUCUAUUUUAUUUUUCACCAUGUAAUAAGUAUAUUUUAGACAUUUGAAAAAAAGAGGCUUAGUAAUGUGUUUGUUACAAAAUGGCCAUGACUUACAUGAUACCAGGGAUUGAGUAAAAUAAGCUAUGUAGAGAAUAAAGUAACAGUCUGUAGCAAUGCCCCUGAAUUCCCCACUGUAAAUGUAUACUGAACUAUUACUCCUGUAAGCUGGAAAAGAGGAUGUAGAAAGUGUGCAGUUGCCUGCUGCACAGACAGAGCAGCAGUCACAGUUUUACCAAAGUACAUUAUAAACAUUCAAAAUAAAAGCUCUACUCUAGGAUGGAUGACUCAGCCAUGUCCUGUUGCAUAACUGAAUUAUGCCUCAGGGAGUUUUUAGUGCAUACGCUUAGCACCUGUUUUUCCAUUUUGGACUGAUAGUAUUCCAUAAGGAUGUAGACCUUAUGGAAUACGAUCACCAUAUUAAAUUGGUAUUUCCAGUUUAUUUUGAUGUGUAUUUUCAUAGACAGCAUAACAGAUGAACGAAGCUUUCAAGUCUAAAAAUUGAAGCCAGCCUGGAAGUGCCAUAAACGGAAUUAUUUUUAAAGGCAAAACCUGCAAUACUGUGGGGGGAAUGACCAUUGAAUUUGACCUGUGUAAACACUCUCCUGUUGAGUCACUCAUUUUGGGUCACACUAAAUAAAUGAUUACGUCUGUUUUCUAAAUUUUGGUCAUUCUUUGUGUCAGAUAAAAAGAUUUUUGAGGGUAUGCUGGUUAGCUAGCAGCUUGUGAUUGGCAAGCUGUUAUGAGCAUCACAGUAGCUAUGUCCAUCUUUUAUACUGUGCAUGGAUUUAUCAAAUAGAUUAUAAGAUGACAACAACAUUGAAAAUAAAAGCUAGGAUGCUUAGGGGGAGUCAUUCCCACAUGCUCUGUUUGUUUGUUUGUUUGUUUGUUUGGGUUUUCUUCUGUGAUGUUUUGGGCAAACAAUGACUGCUGAGAUCAAACGUCAGUGGAUUAUUUGGAUUGUGUCUCAGGGAGUGUUUUGGAGAUGUUCUUGGCACCUGAUUUCCACUUCACACUGAUCAUAAUCCAUUUAACCAGAGAGCUUCUACUAGCCUACAGGCUGCAAAGCAGAAAAUUAAAGUAGCAGCCGGCUCUUCAUAGCAUUCACAGUGUUUAGUGUUAAACUCUGAGAUGUAUUUGAUUCAAAGCCUGAGUGGUUUUAAAGUUUGUGUUUAAGGUGUGUUUACAUUUGUUAAGCACUGAAGUAAACUGUACUUCUUCUUUUUUUUUUUUUAACACAUGUGGGGUCACCAGUCGUUCAGAAACUGUACUGAUGUUUUUAUUGAGUGAAAUCACUGGAUUUGAUCUGUGUGAAAGUGUAAAUGUGCUCCGAGCCAGACAAGCUUCACAGGUGUUGUAGUCGCUCACUGCUUCUUACCUCUGCUGACUAUCCUAACAAAUCGUGGCUUCACUGUUGCUAACGCUGGUGUGGCAGGAAGUGACAGGGGGUGUGUACUGCUUUGGUCUGGCGUGUCUGUCCCCUUCUUCAGCACCACGCAGGAUCUGCAGAUAUAAACAGAUGCCCGUUACACUCUUACUUCAUGCUGUCCCAACAGUGCUUUACAAAAACAGGAAGUUGAGUUUACAUUAAAUGUCUUUAUAAAACACAAAGCAUGUCACGUUUGCCUGCAGGAUGUUCCAUAAUCUCACACUACUAAAAUACAUUCCAGCAUUCAUCAUCAUCUUCUUAUCUAUAGUUGUUUUGUUGUUUUUGCACUGAGAAUGAUAUGAUGCCACAUAUUUAAUAAACAGCGUGAUGCAUGUAGCGUCCAGCCAGCUCGCUGAAGAACACUUUUUGUAUUUAUUUGUAAGCUCAAGUGGAGAAAGUUUGCCAUUUUUUUGUGUUUUCAGCCUGUGAACUUCUUUUUAAACCUGUUUUUUUAAGCACUAAUGUGUUGCUUUAAAGUAGGGAAACUGUAAUGCUCAUCUGCUUGACAGAUAUUUCCUUUAAUAAAAACGGCUGCCUUUGUUUAA